AUGUUGUUAUUACAUUUAGAUGAACUUCCAUCAAAAGAUGAUAUGAUUGAAUACUUAAAAGAAAUAUUCACAGAGAUAUCUUCGGGGUUUGUUUUCAUUAUCAAUGUCUGUUUCGUCUACACUGGUGGUAUUAUAUGGGAAUAUAUAUUAAAAUUUGUGUGGGAUUUCGUUUUCAUAGAUGUUGGACGUGAUAUAAUAUGGAGAUUUCUGGGAAAAUACAUUUGGUUAUAUUUUUUAAAGAAACUAUUGUUGGUUUUGAUAUUUUCUGUUCUGGUAUUUUUAUUGCAAAUUUGGUAUUUACUCAAAGAAGCUGCUGCUAAUCUUUUAAAACUGUUCGACUUUAUUUGGAAAUUUAUUAAAAAGUCAAUCUUCAAAGCUGAAAAUUUAACAAAACUAAUGGUAUUCAUAUAUCAUUUUAACUUUUUUUUAUCAAAUUUAGGAAUUUUGGGGUUCACAGGAGGUUUAAUAAUUUUACGUUUUGGUGUUAAAAAAGAUGAAAGAGAACUAGAGACAAAUUACUCAAAGAGCUUUGAUUUAAGAUGCUCCAAAUACAAAGAAGCCGUUGUGCUUAAACUGAACAGCUUAUAUAACACCAAUGAAACCAUGGAUCUGACACUGCUCUGGAAAAGUUCACAAGAUUUUAACAAUCUUACAAAACAUGAAGAAAACAUGUGUUUCAACCCAACAAUUAGAAAAAAACCAAAUGAAAGUGAAGAAGUUGUGAAAAUGAACUUUACCAAACUCCCUGAAUUCAGCUUCAAUCUAAAAACAGUUCAUGGAAAAGUACAAACUUUGGAAGGCUUUAUGUGGGCAGGUUUUUUGUACUCAUCAUUUAUUGCAAUAACUUGUUGGUCUUUUUUAUUAGCUGCUAAGGAUGAUAGAGGGUAUUCAGAACGGAGAUUUUCAGCCCAAAUAAUUGCAAUGAUAAUUGGAGCAGCUCUGAUCUUUUAUUGGAUGCUCAAUUAA
Messenger RNA from Hansenula ciferrii, 966 nucleotides. RefSeq lists its product as uncharacterized. The transcript is spliced from 2 exons. Lineage: Eukaryota; Fungi; Ascomycota; Saccharomycetes; Phaffomycetales; Wickerhamomycetaceae. The record is from RefSeq and is a predicted model, not a curated record. Bases 1 to 966 code for a protein of 321 amino acids.